Messenger RNA from Bactrocera oleae (olive fruit fly), 401 nucleotides. The record is from RefSeq and is a predicted model, not a curated record. NCBI's taxonomy places the organism in Eukaryota, Metazoa, Arthropoda, Insecta, Diptera, Tephritidae.
GUGGACUUUGACAGCGCUCUGUCAAAUCAAAGAGUUUAGGUUCAUUUUAUCCUUGCCAUUAAGUGAUUAACGAAAUGUUAAUAUACCAAGUUAUUCAUCGUUUAAGGUUAUAAAAUUACUUUUUAACAGUUAAUAUCAAAGUAUGGUUUUUUUACGUGGGUGGAGAUAUGCAGCAUUUAUAUCCUGCAUUGGAGGCGGAAUUGGCGUAGCACUUUACCCGAUAAUUAUAGAACCAAUGAUGAAUGUCGAAAAAUAUAGAGAGAUUCAGAAACAUAACCGGGCCGGAAUUAGGCAAGAGGAAAUACAGCCUGGAAAUAUGAAAGUUUGGUCGGAUCCAUUUGGACGCAAAUAGGGACUUACACGUGUAAUUUUUUCGUAAAAUAAAAUAACUAGAAAAUAUA